CUCUCUCUCCUGAUAAAGUGUCAUCUGAACAUGAUCCAGUCUGUGGCCCCAAGAGCAAACCUGGGAAUUUGUAGGACCCAGCAGCCCUCGCAGCCCCCGGCUUCACCUGUUCGCAUGCACAUUUCUUCCCCUUUUCCCCCCACUUGGGAUUGCCUUCUAUCACCCCACGAUAAUGCCCACAGCCCUCAUGCCUCUAACAAUGCUGUCGUACGCGGGCUGCAGCUUGCUGAUCCUCUCCGCGUCCCUCGCCGGCGCCUCCCUGGCCGAGAUGGUGUUCCGCUGCCCGGGCUGCACCGCGGAGCGUCAGGCGCUGUGCCCGAAGCUCACCGAGGCUUGCGCGGAGAUCGUGCGCGAACCGGGCUGCGGGUGCUGCCCCGUGUGCGCCCGGCAAGAGGGCGAGAUGUGCGGCGUGUACACCCCGAGGUGCUCCACCGGUUUGCGGUGCUACCCUGCGCCCGACUCGGAGCUUCCCCUGGAGCAACUGGUGCAGGGCCAGGGCCAGUGCCGGCGCAAAGUGGACACCACCGAGACCAGCACCUUGAGCCAGGAGCAGCGGGAGCAAACCAGCGGUGAGUCGCUUCUCUAACUGGAAAUGUGUUUUUUUCUUCUAUCAAUUUUUAAUGAGUGUGUCUAGACUGCAGCGUGGAGAAGAGAGGAGAAAUAUUGCAGAGUCAUGACGGCUGAGCCCAAAUCUGUGUCAAACAGGGACUGUUGCUUCAUGGGGAACUUCUCAUAGUUUGCCUUUCUUGUGUGCAUUGCAUCAUUUAAAUCAUGAGUACACAUUUCCACUCCUGAAACAUCGAAAUAAUCUGAUUAUUUCCCCUUUUGAACAAAUGCAAACAUGCAGUUUUCAUGCCAGAGCGUGCAAUCUCUUCACUUUCCUGCAGCAUUGAUCCUUUUUUGUGCUUAUUGCAUGACAUUUCCACACUCUCCUGUGUUGCAUAGACCUGCUCAAAGUCUUGUGAAUCAUCCCAGAGAGAAACAAAAGAGGAAAACUCCCUCAGCUAUGCACCAAAACAGCUGCCCCUGCAGCUUUCCCCCCCAAUAUCUGCCUGUAAAAGUCUGGAACCAGGAGGUAAAAGUUGAACUUUCUGUGGGAUGGGAUGCAGAAAACAGCGUCGUAUUGAUGUUGACAUUUCCACAGGGGAGAGGAGGGAGAAAAAAAAGAGAGAAAAGUACAGCAGGAGGAAUGCUGCAUUGAUUGGGAAAAGUGGACUUCAAGCUUUGACUGUAACCUGCUAUUGACAGGGUCUGAAAAUAAGCUGUACGUCCACGCAGGAGGAGCACAAUGAAGCUCCGUGUGGUGCGUGUUUGAACAAGGAAAGGUCACUAAGAAGAAGAAAAGCCAACAGCCUCAUUAAUCGGCUGAGAGUGGCUGGUGGAGCCGGCCGGAGUGUGAUUUUAUACACAUUUACGAAAUCCAGGCUUUGUCAGAGUUUACCUCCAGACCGACACGUGUUUGUCUUGGCUUUAGGGACGCGGACUAACCCCCUCGAGUGACCCUCUUUUUCUCUGCAAGACUCUCACAUGUUCGCAAAAACAAUCAUCUUGAUGAUUAAACUCAUUCGUGCAAACUUUUGCUCCCGAUGAGUUUAGGAGUUACGUAAGAGCACAACAAGGCGAAACACGGAUGUGUCGUGUGAAGACUUGCUCUAAAGACGGUAAUUUGUUAGAUGUCAAUGAUUUUUCUCUCCCUGCAGGUUUUUGCGUUCAGGUUGAAAGCUCUGCGGUGAAGUCAGAACGGUUAAAGCGAGUUUUGGAUAAAAGCCUCGCUGUCUCAGAUGGAAGAGUGAUUUCUGACAAAGGCUGGGAGGCCUGAGCGAAGUGUGCAAAGUGUUUUCUAAAGCUUGAGAGGCCGCAGUGUUUCUUCUUUGAGGUUUGACACUUUUAAGAUGAUUUACGCAGCGAGGGAUGGCUUUCUACUCACCUCUGCAUCAUUUAUCUUCUCUGAAUACAUCGAUAAAACUCUGAGCUGGUGCUACAGGUGGUUAGCGUCAGUUUUAGAUCACCUAUACUUGAUUUUGAAAUGAAGACUCAACACGAGAUGAAUGUUGCCUACUGCUUGCUUCUCUAGUUUUACCAACUUUAGUAACGACCGCAGUAUAGUAAUACGCAGCAGUCUACGUCUCCACACCUCAACCUAAACGUCACUCUAUAGACAGGUUUCUUGUGUACAAACAAUACUAGGUGUGCGCGCAACCAUGGGGCAAAAGCCUGCUUCUGAGUGAACUGAUGUCAAUAAAGGUGCCGUAUUGUUUGUAAGUUCUCCCUGACACAAUUGCAAUAAAAUGUCAUUUCAUUGAAAAAUCACUUCGUCUGUCAUUGCAUCAAAAUCUGAAAAACACUUGCCGAAAUAUCCAUGAAUUUCACUCGAUUUACCAGGUUGUGACGUUGUUUUAGAUGUUUCUAAUAUCAGGAGCAGGGUUGUAAUGUUUGCUGAUUGUUUGUUUUUUCGUGAAGUUUACAUCACAACAGCUGCUUGUCGUUUUCGUUCUCCGUUGACUCCACUAGAAGACAAAUAAGAAAUGUCCCACUUUCUGUACAGACUACAGCGGGGUGACGCAGCUCAAGGAAGAACAUUUAUGAUCAUUUCUUCAAGGAAAUGCAAUCAGACCGAGACACUAAGUCAGAAGAACAACCGCGUCUGCAGUGCAAAAUGAUUAAUAUGGUGAUUAUUACUUCAAGGAAAUGAUAAAGAAAUGAUCAUAAAUGUUCUUCCUUGAGCUGCGGCACCCCGCUGUAGUCUGUAAUGGACUGGCCUGAGGUCUCCUUACAAACAAGCGGCUGCUGGAAGAGAGUAGGUGAGUUGUGUUUAGUCUCUUUGCUAAAGAAAUUAGUCAAAGUUAAAAAGAUGUUUGGUGUCUAGUACUAUGUCUGUGACCCUAUAUGUCCUGUUGAUGAAGUUAGGUGCUGUUCUGAGCAUUAUUAGUGGCUAUAGAGUGGCGUUUUGGUUGAAGUUUGUUUAUGGCUCCUCAGACCACUGUGUAUUGCUAUCGUGCGGUUGUUACUAAAGUUGGUAUAACUACAGAAGCAAGCGGUCGGCAACAUUCAUCUCUGGAGGGGGUGUCUAUCUCAGUGUUAUGGUGUGUUUGACCUUAAAUGAAUUUUACGCCGGAAUAUCCCUUUAAACAUGUUUAUCUGACUUAUAAACGCCAUUCUCUAGCGUCCGACUGUAAGAGUAGAAGAUAAUUGGCUGCUGUGGUAAUUAAAAAAGGUUUUCUGAGUUUGCACAAACUGCACAAAAUCCAACGACAGCCGGAGUAAAAACCCCUCGAAAAAACAACUCACACAAAAGAGGUCAAUGGUCAAAACCAGUUUGCCUUUGACCCCAGAAUGAGAGAAACGACCUGCAGAAACACACCUGAAAGUCGACCUUUCACCGAACACUGGAGCCGGUUUCUCUUUUUCAAACAUCCACAAACAAACUGCUGUCGAGUAAACGCUGCGGCCGUUCUUCUAAAAGUAGAACAAUGGACUAAUUUAGCUUUUUGUUUGCUUUUAAUGAAACUCUGAUUGGAUUAAGUGUACUGGCACUGUGUUUGCUUAUUUUGUUCCGCGGUCCAGACCGCAGGCCAUUUUUGUUCACUGCUUUAAAUUAUCUAAGCACCUAAUUACAGCAUAUUAGUAAUUAGAUAUGGCUUCAUAAUUCUGCGAAAAAUGGACUCGCUGAGAGUGCAGGAAUCCUUUCUAGUUUCUGAGAAUUCACAAUCAACAAACUGACCGUUAAAUGCAUCUCAGUGUUUAAUUCAUCUCUGUGCAGCUGCAGGGAUGUCUAAGGAUCAUGCAUACAUGGUUCCCCCACUUUAAGAUGGACUUCUGAAUUCCUGUGCACCCAGAUUCCUCCUUUAAACAUCCCACUCUUUUCAGCAUCUGUCUUCCUACAGGAAAGUUUGGUAUGAAUUAAAGAAACAGGCUCAGUUUGUUCAUUAAAAAUGUAUUUAUUAGGGCUUGUAGUUGAUAAAAAUUGUCACCUGGACCUCAAACCUUCAAGUUCUGAUCAAAACUGGUCACGAUUUAUUUGUGCAUGAGAUAAUAUAUCUAGAAAAAAAACCAACAGGACUUGUGAUGUGAAUUUUCCUCUAAGUGUUAAAAAGUUAAGGUCAAGGGAAGGCAUCACUGGUACCCGAAUGUCUGAAAAAGUGCCCUCUUGGAUGCUCCUGACGUAAAUAAAACAUUUUAAAAUGCCCUCUCGUUGUCUAACAUGGAAAAUUCAUGAAAAUGGCUUCAGUAGGAACUAUUGUAAAGGAUGAAACAUGAAAAAGUUCUCCUCAAGAUGUCUGAAAGCAUCUGAAUGCACUUCAAAAGAUUAAAAAAGCUGCCCUCUGGAUACCCUCAGAGUAUUAGAAAAAACAAUGUAAUGUUCUCUCUGGUAAAGUCAACAUAAGAAAUGCCCCCUGGAUGCCCUUCUGGUGAAUAUUAUGGGAAGUAGUGCUAUCUGGAUGUCCCUCAAGUUUCCAAAACUAUGACAAAAACACUCCCUGGAUUCACCUCCAGCACACAAAUCAUAAAAAGUGCCCCCUACAUGCCCUACCAGUAAAAAUAUUCUGCCAAAAAAUGCCAUCAGGAGGUCAAAAGUCAUGCAAAAAGCACCUUCUGCAUGAAAUUAAUAUAUAAAAAGCAGCAUGAAUUUUCUCUCAGUAACUGUAACAUAAAAUAGAGCCCUCUGGAUGCCCUCCGAGUGUUACUACAUGUUGUAAUGUGCUCUCCGGUGACUCUCUAGUAAAGUCAACAUAAGAAUUCCCUUCUGGAUGCUCUUCCAGUAAAAAUGUUAUGUGAACUAGUGCUCUCUGGAUGUCCCUGAAGUUUUCAAAACUAUGACAAAAGACAACCUGGAUUCACUUCCAGCACCCAAAACAUUAAAAAGUGCCCCCUGGAUGCCCUACCAGUAAAUGUGUUUUGCCAAAAAAUGCCAUCAGGAAGUCAAAAGUCUAAAAAGAGCAGCAUGAAUGUUUUUCCAGUAGAUGUAACAUAAAAUAGAGCCCUCCGGAUGCUCUUCCAUUGAAUUGUAUCCAAAUUGUGCUAUUUAGAAGCGACCCCUGGAUGCCUUACAGGUAUCUAAAAUGUGUAAAAUUGUGCCCUCUAUGUCACAACAGGAAAAAGGACCCAAAAUGCAGGCUAAAAAAAAGGAUUUAUUGAAAAGAACUCAAUGAAAAGCAACAAAAACUUACUUCAAGUGUCCAACUGAAAAAUCCCCAAAACACCAGGAAGUAGGGAUUCACACAUCAAGGAACAUGGUGACUGGCAGAAAUACACUUACACACAAUGAACCAACCAGGACAGAGGGGAAGACAGAGACUAUAUACACACUGAGAUACGAGCAACAGGUGAGGCUAACGAGACACAGGUGAAACUCAUGAGUGAUUAACAGAGGAGGGAAAACUAGGGAAGUAAAACCAGACUAGAAACACAAGGAAUCAACUCCUACAAAAUAAAACAGGAAAUAAACAUUGAAAACUGAUCUAAUGAAUAAAACACAGAGAACAGGAGGGAAACAGAGUCAAAGACAAACUGGAAACUCACAAGACUGGAAGUGCCAACUGGAUGCCUUUUAGUUAAAAUAGUGCCAUUUCAGUGUCCGACCAGUAUCAAAAACAAGGAGAAAGCACCUGCCUGGUAUAUAAACAUUAAAAAGUUCCUUCUAGAUGCCCUUCCAGUGUAUAAAACACAUACGUUUAAAGUAAAAUUAGGAUUUCCAUGCAGUAUAAACAAUAAAAAGUGUCAUCCCUGUAUAUCAAAUAUUGAAAAGUGCUUACUGGAUGCACUUCCAUUAAAAAUCCGUCCCUGAUAUUCUGUUCCUUGACCCAAUUAAAGGCUCGUUGGUCCAGAGCGUAAUUGUUCUAAUGGGUUUUCAUUGUAUAUGACCAUGAAAUGAAGGAACAAGUUGAUUAAUUUAACCCAACGUAGCCAAAAACUGGUUCCAAUGGUUCAUAAGAUGCCGUUGGUUUGUUACGGUAGUAGAGAGGAAAGGGUUUCCACACCACGGUGUUAUAAAAGUUGUUUUGGUCAGGUCCAGAAAAAGGGAAGUGGAAAACUCCCGUGCCAUCUGGCUGCUGACAUAACGCAGUUAGCUAACUAGGGGCAUUCCUGUGUACCUGUGGGGGCAUCCAGACAGGCCCUGCAGAGACUGAAAUAGCUCUGAGAUAAUCCCCCCCCAUCAAUGUCUCCAAAAACAGGGGCAUUUGGACCAUCUCCCCCCGGCCAGGCGUCGACUUCACGUGUUCCUGUGCCAAGAAUCUCCCCCGUGCCCAUUGAGACCCAGAGGAACUUCCCACCCGACCUUUAUUUGGUCAUGAGUGAUUUUUAACAAUACAAACACUGUCUGAAAUAUUACCGACACUGGAGGGGGUGGGAUGUGGGUGAGAGGGGAGGAAGACUCUGACCUGAUUUUAAAUAUUACUCAGCAACGGACGUGGGCGAUUGGGGGUUUGAUUAUCAGAUCUCAAAUUUGAGUUAAAGAGUUACAGAUGGUGGUUAACGGUUUCCACUAAAAACACGAUUGGCUCUCCCAAAUAUUGUUUAAAUCUGUUCAAAAACGUAUUUUUUCUCCAACUUCUUCCUGAUGUUGCGGUUCUUGUCAUCGUCUCCACCUUAAAUUAACUCUCCUUUUUUCCCUUGACCUUUUAAAAACCUUCUGAGCCAUCACCUUGGAAACACUGGAGGUGACAUUUUGGAGGCGCUCAGUGAUCAGUGAUUCAUCCUUGUAGUAAAACAGAGGAUCUGAUCCCCUACAAGUUCAAUGUGUCCCAGCUUGCCCAAGUUCACGUAUCAGAUUAGGUCCCGUGCGAAUGCCCAAAAGUUCACCCUCCGGUGCUGGUAGUGACUAAGAUCCUUAGCCUCUGGCGUGCCAGAGCUUGUCCGAUGCUGGCUUUUAGAUGGCGGUCGUGAGCCUGAAAGCCUGAAAGGUAAACAUAUCUGCACUUAGCUGAGUUUGUGUUUCGAGGAAAACAGUCCUGCUUCAUUAUAGAUGAUGGACUCUCGGCAGAACUUUUUACCAACUUCUUGACCUAUUUCACACCCAGGAGAGACAGAGAUGUACUUUCUCUCAGAUUUCUACACUCAAGCAAAAAAGAAAAAGAAAGAAAGAAUGUCCUAAUGCACGAUAGAUUCGCAGGUUUGGUGCUCAUAGGAUGCAAAGGGUAUUUUUGGUAAAUAGUUCCCCCUCAGAAGUCGUCUUUAUUGCUGCAUUCAAGUUACCUCAGAAGUCAGAAGUCCGAGCUGAAAAUGACGUCACACCGGAGUUCCUGGCAUUUCAGUUACCAAGUCGGAAAAAAGCAAAAUCGGAGGCCUGAAAUAAGACGGCUACAUUUAAGAAAGUUAUUUUAGCGCUUGCCUUAUCUUUGGACAAGGCAAGGGCUAAAAUAACUUUCAUAGAUGUAGCCAUCUUGUUUCCGCCAUAUGGCCUUUUGUCAUUUAUGACGCAAAAAAACUGUAAUUCAAACAAAAAUGUCAAAGGGUUUCCAGAGUUGCCAUGGCGAUUUUUAGAAACAAAGUACCCCUUAAAGCCCCAAAAAAUAUAACAAAUGUUAAUCAAAGCAAAAAAGUCAUAUUGAAGUCAGUCUAGUAGAAGUUUUUGUUUUGUUUCCGACCUCAGGAAGUAAAUUUUGGAUCCUAGUGAUGUCCUGUAACUUAAUGCUGCGUUCCAGUUUCCUCAGAAGUCAGACGUCGGAGCUGAAAAUGACGUCAUACCUGAGUUAACAACAUUUCAGUUACCGAGUUGAAAAAAAGCAAAAUCAGAGGCGGAAAGAAGAUGGCUACAUCUAGGAAAGUUAUUUUAACACUUGCCUUGUUCGAAUAUAAAGCAAGCUUUCGUACUUUUCGUACAUGUAGCCAUCUAGUUUCCACCUCCGAUUUUGCUUUUUCCAACUUGGCAACUGAAACGCUGGGAACUCGGGUGUGACGUCAUUUUCAGCUCCGACAUCUGACUUCUGAGGUAAAUGGAAUGCACUGUAUGGCCUUUUGUCAGUUAUGACGCCAAAAAAACUGUAAUUCAAACAAAAACGUCUGAGGGUUUCCAGUGUUGCUAUGGCGAUAGUACCCCCUAAAGCCUAAACAAAUUAUGACAACUGCUAAUCAAAGCAAAAAAAGUCAGAUGGGAGUCGGUCUUGUAGAAGUUUUUGUUUUGCCAGUGUACUAAGGACUGUUUUCGCGAAAAUCCGUUAGCCAUCUUGUUUCUGCCUCUGAUUUUGCUUUUUUCCGACUUGGUAACUGAAACGAUGGGAACUCGGGUGUGACAUCAUUUUCAGCUUGGACUUCUGACUUCCGCAUUAGAGCCAGUUGCAUUGUAAGAUGUAAGAAAGUCAUCAAACCGGCAAACCAAGGGUCUCGCCGCAUCUCCGGUCGUGCUCUCGCCCUUGUAUCUUUCCUCUUUAACCUUUCCACUCCCCGCGGCCCGGCCAAGCUUUGCCAUUUGCUCAGUUGACCCUGAAUCUGGACAAUCAGACAUGACACUUCUGGCCUACGUGCCAUCUGGGAAUUCGACAUGGAUCAGAUACAGAAAGGAAGCUUCUCCGGGCCAUUGUGCGGGGAUUAACUCAAGCAGUAGACUGGACAGUAGGCCUGCUGCUCUGUUUUUACUGCUGAUCCCGAGCCCACCGCUGUGGAACGGCUUGGACUGCAGAGGCCUAGUGCCCCUUAAAAGUGGGGUCCUGACCCUCUGAGUUUGUGUGCGCGGGUACAUUCAAUCGGGAGAUCGCCGUUUAUGACGGUGGGGGUCUCAGGUUACCCCAGAAAAGAGGGGAGUGAUGGUUCUGUGCUUUGGAUACGGAGGAGAUUAUGUAAGACAGCAAAACAAAAGGCACCCCAGCUGCUGAAACUCCUGAGUUUGAACACACACCUGAUUUCAGUUGACUUUUGCCCCUUUUUGCUGCAGUCUUCAAAGAAAAGCCCGAGAGAGCACAGUGGAGCGUCAACGUAGGAACUCCAGUCCAACAACACCAGAUCUAUCUGAUGGCGAAAGGCGCCAGCACCUUGUUAUUGCUCCGUUUGGAAUUUCCUUUCUCCCGUUCUCUCUUAGACCUUUUGUAAUCAUAUUCUACAACCGGAUGUCAAAUUUACCUCUUGCAGAGUAUCCCCACUCGCUUUCUUCGCCUUUCCACAAGUCUGCAUGUUACAGCUUGGCCCUUGCAUAAUUGUGGACUAUCCGUUUUCUGGCUGGCUGUGUGACCUUCUCUACUGUCUGUGCUUAUUUCCCUUCUUUCCUUCGGUGUCAAGUCAAGUUCUGCAUAAGGGAAAUACAUGCAUUCCUGCAGAAAUUCAACAAAAAGAAACUUCGGGUUCGGUCCGGUCUCUCGUUUUUCGUGCAGAAUCAGCCGGUUUUGAAGUGACGCUCCUUUUCCACUCCCUAAGCCUGCUCUGUUGUCAGAAACAACAUGUUGGGUCGGACCUGGUGGCCUCUCACAUUGUUUGCUCCAUCUGUUUGAAGAGAGGGGAUUUUUUUUUUUUUUUAGGUUGAUGUUUAACAAGACUCCGAGGAGAGGGGAGACAGUGGAAGUGAAUCAAAACCGCCUGGAGGAAUCACAGGAGGACCACAGGAAGUCUGCUUUCUGAGAAGUCCCAGUAUUAGACCAGUUCAUUCUGGGCAUUUGUUAUGCUAAAGGCUGAACUGCAUAUAAGAGGAGAUUGAAACCUAAAUUGGGAGUUCUGGUUGCUUAUCGCCAUUAUUAAAUAUAAUAAUAACGUUUAUUAAUAUAGAUCUUUAAAAACAGACGCUUCAUUUUUGGACUGUUUGGAGGCGAUUGAUCAAUUUCUGAUUAAUUCCUGUUAAAAAAAACUAUUCGAAUAAUCUAAUCCUGAUCAAAUAAAAGGAUGAAUAAUUGUUUGGGGGUCAUUAAAGUCAGCACAGAUCUUUUUCUGGUGAUAUUUCUUCGAUAAUAAAAGCAUGAUUAGAUAACUGUGUAUGUUUCUGAAAAAAGAAGUUGUUGUCAAAAGUCGCUCCGAGGUUUCGUACAUUUCGUUUUACAUCGAGAGAGACUCUUUUUCAGGGCUUGUCCAGCUUUGUCUGGGGACAUUCAAAUAUCUGGGGUUUUGUACGAGAGUUUUGAUUUUGUGUCACGUGGACUUACUGAGUUAGAAGCGCUUAAAAGACACUUGAAAAAUUAACUUUCUACGACUCUGCGUGUCCUCUUUUUGCGAGGUCAGAAUAUGGUCACCCUGAGAGAGACAGAACCAAAGGGGGGACUGAAUAUAGGGGUGCAACUUCUCUGGGACAAUCAUGAGUAUUUCCGUUUUCUCCAGGUUGAAUUUUAAGAAAUUCAAGCCAGUUUGUAAAGUUUGAGAGGUUUUUUAGUGUCGCUAGGAUCUACAGGCGGAUACAGCUGAGUGUCAUCAAUGUAGCAUGUAAAUACGUAAUGGAAGUGGUCCUAAAACGGACCCCUGAGGUUCUCUAAAGUCACUUUAAAUGUGAAGAAAGGCUUCAUUUAAAGGCGUGGUUGAUGAUCUGAGAAGCAGUUGAACCAAAUUGAGCCAUUGAGGCAGAUUUGAAAAAAGCGUCAAAUCUGACAUUCACCAUGUCGGAUUGCUGGCGACUAGCGGCAGUAAACGCCAUCUCUGCUAGCGAGCACCGUCUGCAGCUGCCUGAACAGAUACCAUGUUGACAUUGCAGAGACUAAUAAGAGUUAUUUAUGUAACAUGUGCCACGAUAAAAGGCGAUAAAAAUGACCUGUUCAACAAAAACUCUGCUGUCUCAGUGUCUGUUUUAGGCCCAAAUCCUGGCGGAACUUUCUCCACCACUCGAAGGAUGACCCGAUGUUUAUUCAAGUUAGAUUCCUCGCUUUUUUUUGCGUCCUUCUCCAUCACAGCUCCUGUAGCUAAGCUGCUACGCUACUUUUAGCCGCUCAGAGCUCUGAGGAGGGCCGGGAGAGUGGGAGGGGACGAGUCGGAACUACUGGAGAGGGGAGUGUCGAAUACAGGUGAUUGGAUGGAGAGGCGGAGCAGGAGAUUGACGGAUAGGAGCUGUCUGAGACGGAUGGCUCCCACUGGUCAAUGUUUUUGCAGCCCUGUUGAAGAUUAAAAUAGUGUCUGUAAUAUUUUCAGUCACAGGACGAGGAUUAGCUUCUUGAGCUCCCCCUAGUGGUGUGUAUUUGGGCUCAGACUGCUAUAUUAUAAGCUUGACUGUUUGUGAUAAAUUCAAGCUAAACAAGCAACCAGAUUAGGCCUCAAAUAUUUAUGACUAUGACUUAUAUGUGGUGACAGACGGGGAAAUUAGGGCAGAGAGACUCUUUAAUUCGAGGCCCACUGAUACCUGAUUGUUCCUGAUACAGUUGAAACCUGCAGAGGCCUUAGAUAUAGACUGAAUUCAUCAUUCUGUCCCCCAAACACUCGUUUUAAAGAAGUGCAAAAGCUCAUUUAACAUCUGCUCAUGAAAUUAAAAUCACACUAGAAGGGAAAAAAAGCAUCCAUGGAAACCCGAGUGUGACUAAAGUUCAGCAGCGGCCAACUCUUUCUCAGCCAGAGAGCUUGUUAACCGAGCUGCAUGUGGUUGCCUCACCCUGUGAAAAAAAAAAAAAAAAAAGCAGGGCUCGUAGUGACUCACUGAUUGUGCCGAUGCGUUUCAGAGCACUUCAACAGUGGUUUUGGCAAAUCAGAGCUUACCCCCCGCUUAACAAGUCUAUUCUCGGCCGUGACGACGAGGGGGGAAAAUUGUCACAAAACGAGGGGAUGGUUACGCAAAAUUGACGGGGAAUUAAAUAAACGAGAGAAAGUGGAAAAUAAAGCCAGUAAUGAAAGCAAAGCAUGCAUAUGAUUCAUCUGCAGGGCGAGCCAAAGUGAGAAGAAAGUACGCCAUGUUGCAUCGAAUCACAUUGUUUUGCAUUUUGGUCCCUUAAAGAGGCAAAAAGUUUGUUAGUUUGCUCCAAAGUUUUGAACUUUUAUGAUAAUGUCUUCUUUUUUGUUUUGUAGGAGAAGCUUUGGAACCCCUUCCUGAGCAGGGCGUGAGCGAGAUCCCGGCCAUCCGGAAACCCAGCAAAGAGAGCACUUGGCUGGGGCCCAAGGAGAGCGCCGUACGCCAGCACCGACAGGAGAUGAAGACCAAAAUGAAGACCAAUAAAGUGGAGGAGGUGAAACCGGCGCGUCCCAAACAGGUUAGGCGCCUGAUCCACCUGAUCCUCUCUGCAUCCCUGAGUUUAGACUCUCUGAGCGGCCUCCUGUUUUUUUCCAUCCAUCAUUAAAAACAUUUACAAGGUUAAAGCUCCACCAGAAAGUUUUAACUAUCUCAACAACGACGUUUGGCUCCUUCUGAGCCGUGAGGUAAACCUGAGGUCACUGGCAGGACGUGUUGUUCGAAAACAUGAUUCAUUUGCUCAUUACAGAAACCCCCUUUGCUUUAUAGAGAGUGUGUGUGUGUGUGUGUGUGUGUGUCUGUGUUUGUGUUUUAUGGGAUUUUAUGCAGAAAGUGAGAAACACUCUGAUUGCUUUGCAAACACAUUUCCUCGCUGAUACAUCUUGAAGUUUUGAUUUUCAUAAAUUUGGAAGCUUUUCAACUCGAAACAAACUCCCAAACUCUGCACACGUGCGAGGGUGAACGGAAUCAUUUGUACUGAACACUUCUUGCUGCAGGCCACAACAUUUUACCCAGAAAUCCGAUGACGCCGACACGCCCAAAUCAAGCUGCACGGUCCUGUGAACAUGACAAGUGUUGUUUUGUUUUUGCUCUUUGUUUUUUCAAGACUCAGUGUCAGCAGGAGCUGGAUCAGAUCCUGGAGAGGAUAUCCAAGAUGCCCUUCAGAGAUAACCGAGGUCCUCUGGAGGACCUGUACGCCCUGCACAUCCCCAACUGCGACAAGAGGGGGCAGUAUAACCUCAAACAGGUGACUCCAGGCCUGGUGGAAGACAGUUUAGCAUGAACUUUUUCCUUUAACUCUCUAAUUUACAUAAACAUUCAUGCAGAUAAUGAAACAAAAUCAAAACAUGCAUGCAUAAACACUUAAAAUAUGUCUUUUAAUGGAUAGUUUUGCACAAAAAAGUUGUAAAUAUGCAUCUAGGUGUUGAGUAAAAAGAAAGUGAAUUGAAACAAAUUGAUUAUAAAAGUGUAAGUUUAUGUUUAAGGGCGUAAAAACAUGCAGAAAGUAACUUUAUUCUUCGUUUCAGUGCAAGAUGUCUCUCCACGGUCAAAGGGGCGAGUGCUGGUGCGUCAACCCCCACACCGGCCGACCUAUCCCAUCAGCCCCCACCGUCAGGGGCGACCCCAACUGCGGCCAGUACCUCAGAGAGCUGGAGCUGGAGCUGCCUGACAUGGCGCAGAUGUAGAGUGGCGUUAAAUCGAAAUAUAACAACAAAAAAAGGAGAAAAAAACUGUAAAGUUCUUGGGAACAAAAACAUCUGAGUAAGCUAUAUAUUAUCUUUCAGUGUGUUUGCGUCUGUAGUUUACAUGAUGACGGCGACAUGUGAAAUCGUAGCCACCAAAAAAGGAUUAAACGGUAGAGUCCGGCUUGCUGUGUAGGAUGUAUCUGCAGAUUAUUGUUAGGAGGAGGAGGAGGAGGAGGAGGAGGAGGAGGAGGAGAGGGUAGAUUUUUUAGGAGAUGUCAGCUGGAGUGUUGGCGACUCUGCUUUACUAAUCGUGACUCUGCUCAGAUUUGCUCUGUUAUCAGUGUUUUGUACUGUACGUGUUUUAAAAAAAAAGAAAAAAAAAGGAAAAGCCUGAAACAUUUUUGGUGUUUUUAGGAGUUUUUUUGUGUCGUAGCUUGCAGACUACUGUUACUCAACAUUAACAGAUAACACUAUUAAAGUGGUGAGAAACUCAACCGGCCUGGUUAUUCUUCAAUUCAAACCUAG
Messenger RNA from Xyrichtys novacula (pearly razorfish), 13767 nucleotides. The record is from the annotation of a GenBank genome assembly. Lineage: Eukaryota; Metazoa; Chordata; Actinopteri; Labriformes; Labridae.